Asparagus officinalis (garden asparagus) is the source of this 1076-nucleotide messenger RNA. Its product is annotated as ferritin-4, chloroplastic-like. Gene Ontology annotation, cellular component: cytoplasm. Gene Ontology annotation, biological process: iron ion transport; intracellular iron ion homeostasis. NCBI's taxonomy places the organism in Eukaryota, Viridiplantae, Streptophyta, Magnoliopsida, Asparagales, Asparagaceae. Bases 53 to 820 code for a protein of 255 amino acids. The record is from RefSeq and is a predicted model, not a curated record. The transcript has 8 exons. Gene Ontology annotation, molecular function: ferrous iron binding; ferric iron binding.
ACCCUCUCUCUCCCUCUCUCUCUCUCUUCCCUUCUGUUUUUGCUCUCACAAAAUGCUUCUCAAAGCUCCGGCGUCUUCCCUCUCCCUGAUCCUCUCUCCUCAGCGCCAUGAGAGCUCGAUGGUCUCGAGCUUUCCCUCUUCGUUGAGAGUUGGGAGGUGGAGAGAUGGUGGGUCCCCUUUUGUGGCCAUGGCGGCGGCUAACAACAGCGCGCUCACUGGGGUUGUGUUUGAGCCCUUCAAGGAGCUGGAGAGUGAUUUGAGCAUAGUUCCUACUUCCCCUCAUGAGUCGUUGGCUCGUCAGAGGUUCGUGGAUGAGUGCGAGGCCGCGAUCAAUGCUCAGAUCAAUGUUGAGUACAAUGUUUCUUACGUCUACCAUGCCAUGUUCGCCUACUUCGACCGUGACAAUGUUGCGCUCAGAGGCCUGGCCAAAUUUUUCAAGGAAUCCAGCGAAGAAGAGCGAGAUCACGCAGAGAAACUAAUGGAGUACCAGAACAAACGUGGAGGCAGAGUGAAGCUUCUGUCGAUAAUGACGCCCAAUACUGAGUAUGAUAACCCUGAGAAAGGAGAUGCACUGUAUGCAAUGGAGCUGGCUCUAUCUCUUGAGAAAAUUACAAAUGAGAAGCUCCUCAAUUUACACACUGUAGCAGGUCAAUGCAAGGAUCCUCAGCUUACAGAUUUUGUGGAGAGUGAAUUCCUUGGAGAGCAGGUUGAAGCCAUAAAGAAGAUAUCUGAAUAUGUCGCGCAAUUGAGAAGGGUCGGCAAGGGGCACGGGGUUUGGCAUUUUGAUCAGAUGCUUCUCCAUGAAGGCGCUGCUGCUUAAGGAACAGAGUUAUGUGAUGAUGGGUUUCCGCUUAAAAGAGUUAUGCUUGUCGAUAAUCCUUUCGAAGUUGAUGUAGUAGUAGUGUAGGUUAUCUGGGUAGAUAAAGAGUAUGUGGGCAUAUUUGUAUGGACUUUGUCGGUGAAUCUUGCAAUUUGGAAGCGGAAAUGAUGCGACUGCUGUUGUUGCUAGUAUCUGUAUUGCUUCAGUGAUCAUAUAAUGUUCUAGAUUUCAUCAAGGUGAUAUCUUAUUGCUUGCA